GUUCUGAAACAAGAAACUGAGAAUACCAAAAAAGAGAGAAAAAUAUAUCACACUUUUCUUUUUUUUUGCCAAUUUUGGAUUCUGGUGGUUUUUCAAAAAAAACAAAGAUCACGAGUGUCACUUGUGUUCUCUGUAACCGUUUCAUUUGCUCAAUUACAGAGAAACCAAAGAAAAAAGACAGAACAUAACCCAAAAAAUAUUCAAUUGUAGUUUUGCUCUCUUCUUCCUCUUCUUUCUUCAUUGAGAAUCCUAGAGUUACAUCAAAAAAUGGAUUCUGAUCUUUACAUCUUUGAUGGGUCUUCAUCUUCUUCUUCAAUCUGCCAUAGUACUGAUCCGGAUAUGUUCUCUUCCGACACAACAACAACAACAACAACAGAUCUCUUCUGCAACAACCCUUACCUCAAUCCUUUAAUGGAUGAUCAUCAAUCUCUUAAUUUCUUUGAUAAUUUUACCCCUACGAGUCAUCAUCAUCUCCUCUCUUCUUCUCCACCAAUAUCGCAGCUCCAAACCUUAACUCUCUCUCACACAAACAGUUUCCCAAACUUCUCCGGUUUCGAAAGCUUCGACACAGUCAAAACAGAGCAGCUCUUGUUUAAUUCACCGUUUGAUGCUCCAUUCAUGGAAGACUCCUCGACUUUCCAGAAUCAGAAUUUACUAAACUCGCCGGAAGAUUCCUACUUCUCCGGUCACAUGCGACGAGUUUACAGUACCGGAGAUUUGCAGAAUAUGAGAAGGGAUUUUACGGGACAGAGAUCAUACUCGAGUCCUUUGGCGGUGGAGAGUUCAUCAACGACGCAAUUUACCGGUGAAGAUCAGAGCUUGAAGGUGGGGCGUUACAGUUCAGAGGAACGUAAAGAGAAGAUUUCAAAGUACAGAGCUAAACGAACACAGAGAAACUUCACCAAAACCAUUAAGUAUGCAUGCCGGAAAACGUUGGCGGACAACAGGCCAAGAGUACGUGGCAGAUUUGCAAGAAACGACGAAGUUUUUGAGAACCCCAAGAUUGCUUCUUCCUUCACUAGACAAGAAAACAACGACGACGACCUUUGGAAUUUGGAUGGGUUGCAUGAGGAAGAAGAAGCUUGUGUGAGCUUAGUGGAGUGUCAGCCUCAGUUGCAAAUGCAAUACAUGACAAAUUCCUUUUGGUGAAAGCCUUUGUUUGAGAUGGAGGAGCUGAACAUUUUUAUACCGUCUAAGCUAGUAUGGAGAAGAAUCAAAUCAUGCAUUACAUAUAUUAAGCAAGUUAUGGUAGUGCUAAUGGUUGGAUUUACCAUGAAGUUGAGUAAUCACAAUUCGAAUCUUUUCACUCAUGUAAACGUUUCAAAAUGGUAUAAAUAUCCGGCUUGUUAUCGUUCUCAAAAUAUUAGUUAGAGAGAUUUGGGUUAA
Molecule: messenger RNA, 1386 nt
Organism: Camelina sativa (false flax)
Lineage: Eukaryota; Viridiplantae; Streptophyta; Magnoliopsida; Brassicales; Brassicaceae
Biological process (GO): regulation of flower development
Cellular component (GO): nucleus
Molecular function (GO): DNA-binding transcription factor activity; protein binding
Source: RefSeq, a predicted model, not a curated record